CUUAAAAGACACUACCCACGCACAUCUAAAACGAAAGCUACAAUGACUGCAAGCAUCGCGAAUCAAGACGUGAUUGAACGUCUAUGUACGAAGGUCAUCAAUGCUCGCGCACAGUUUGCUGCCCAGCAGGGCAAUAAUUUACGUCGGCGGGUGCAGACAUCACCAUCAGAACAUUACCACAUCGCGAAAUCUGCUCGUACGACUUACGAUCUCUCAACAUGGUUAGGUGAUCUCCGUGAUGAUCCGGCAGUCAAGAAAUUUCUUCCCCGCCUCAAAGACCACUUAUACGCACGUGUUCAAGGUCUUGCGUAUGAAGGCGAUGAGAACGACUUCACUGAUGCUGAGCGGAACUCCAUUCUGAUCACGGACAACAAAUUAUUUGAACAUAGCAUUGUUCAG
This is a messenger RNA of Suillus clintonianus, 399 nucleotides long. RefSeq lists its product as uncharacterized. Lineage: Eukaryota; Fungi; Basidiomycota; Agaricomycetes; Boletales; Suillaceae. The record is from RefSeq and is a predicted model, not a curated record. The annotation marks the transcript as partial. The transcript is spliced from 2 exons.